This is a messenger RNA of Gymnodraco acuticeps, 6338 nucleotides long. RefSeq names its product myosin heavy chain, fast skeletal muscle-like. Gene Ontology annotation, molecular function: actin filament binding; cytoskeletal motor activity; ATP binding. The coding region runs from base 1 to 5853 and encodes 1950 amino acids. The record is from RefSeq and is a predicted model, not a curated record. Gene Ontology annotation, cellular component: myosin complex. The transcript is spliced from 39 exons. Lineage: Eukaryota; Metazoa; Chordata; Actinopteri; Perciformes; Bathydraconidae.
AUGAGCUCCGAUGCUGAGAUGGCCCAAUUUGGGCCUGCAUCCGUCUUUCUCCGCAAACCUGAGAAGGAGAGAAUUGAGGCGCAGAACCGCCCGUUUGAUGCCAGAACAGCCUGCUUUGUGCCUGAGCUUAAGCAGCUGUACAUCAAGGGUGUCAUCCAGAACAGAGAAGGUGACCAAGUCACCGUGAAAACUGAAGCUGACGAGAUUGUAACAGUCAAGGAGGAAGAUUGCCAUGCUAUGAAUCCCCCAAAGUAUGACAAGAUGGAGGACAUGGCCAUGAUGACCUACCUCAACGAGCCCUCUGUGCUGUUUAACCUCAAAGAUCGUUAUGCAGCUUGGAUGAUUUAUACGUACUCUGGGCUCUUCUGUGUCACUGUAAAUCCCUACAAGUGGCUGCCGGUGUACGACCCAAAGGUGGUCUCGGCCUACAGAGGGAAGAAGCGCAUGGAGGCCCCGCCACAUAUUUUCUCUGUCUCUGAUAAUGCAUAUCAAAAUAUGCUUACAGAUCGUGAGAACCAGUCUGUCCUGAUCACUGGAGAAUCUGGUGCAGGGAAGACUGUCAACACCAAGCGUGUCAUCCAGUACUUUGCGACCAUCGCAGAGGCUGGAGGCGACAAGAAAGAGCACUCAUCUAGCAAAAUACAGGGGACGCUAGAAGAUCAAAUUAUUUCAGCGAACCCUUUGCUGGAGGCUUUUGGGAAUGCCAAGACUGUGAGGAAUGACAACUCCUCACGAUUUGGUAAAUUCAUCAGAAUUCACUUUGGAACCUCAGGAAAACUUGCUUCUGCGGAUAUUGAAACCUAUUUGCUAGAGAAGUCAAGAGUGACUUUCCAGUUGACUGAAGAGAGGAGCUACCACAUCUUCUAUCAGAUAAUGACUGGCCACAAACCAGAGCUGAUAGAAAUGCUUCUCAUCUCAACAAACCCGUAUGACUUCCCCAUGAUCAGUCAGGGACAGAUCACUGUGGCCAGCAUCGACGACAAAGAAGAGCUGGUGGCUACUGAUACUGCCACUGAUGUGUUGGGCUUCACCCACGAUGAGAAAUUGUCCAUCUACAAGCUGACUGGCGCUGUGCUGCACUAUGGGAACAUGAAGUUCAAGCAAAAGCAGCGGGAGGAGCAGGCGGAGCCCGACGGCACCGAGGUGGCAGACAAAGUGGCUUUCCUCAUGGCUCUGAACUCUGCUGAGCUGUUGAAGGGUCUUUGCAACCCCAGAGUGAAAGUGGGGAAUGAAUAUGUCACCAAAGGCCAGACAGUCCCCCAGGUCACCAAUGCAGUUGGUGCCCUGGCCAAGUCUAUCUAUGAGAAGAUGUUCUUAUGGAUGGUGAUACGCAUCAAUGAGAUGCUUGACACAAAGCAACCAAGGCAGUUCUUCAUUGGGGUGUUGGACAUCGCUGGAUUUGAAAUAUUUGAUUACAACAGCAUGGAGCAAAUCUGCAUCAACUUCACCAACGAGAAGCUGCAACAGUUUUUCAACCACCACAUGUUUGUGUUGGAACAAGAGGAGUACAAGAAAGAAGGGAUUGACUGGGAGUUCAUUGACUUUGGUAUGGACUUGGCGGCCUGCAUUGAGCUCAUUGAAAGGCCAAUGGGCAUCUUCUCCAUCCUUGAAGAGGAGUGUAUGUUCCCCAAGGCAUCAGACACUUCUUUUAAGAACAAACUCUACGACCAGCAUCUAGGAAAAAACAUUGCUUUCCAAAAGCCAAAGGUUGUCAAAGGCAAGCCUGAGGCUCACUUUACUCUGCUGCACUAUGCCGGCACCGUGGACUACAACAUCACCGGCUGGCUGGAGAAGAACAAAGACCCUCUGAAUGAGUCUGUGGUGCAGCUUUACCAGAAGUCAUCAAUGAAAUUGCUGUCUUACUUGUAUGCUUCGUUUUCUGCCACUGAUGCAGGUGGAGAUGCUGGCGGCAAAACUGCAAAGAAAGGUGCAAAGAAGAAGGGUGGCUCAUUUCAGACGGUGUCUGCUGUUUUCAGGGAAAAUCUCGGAAAACUCAUGACCAACUUGAGGAGCACCCAUCCUCACUUUGUGCGUUGCCUGAUUCCAAAUGAGGUUAAAACACCAGGUAUCACGGACAAUCAUCUGGUCAUCCACCAGUUGCGCUGUAACGGCGUUCUGGAGGGUAUCCGGAUCUGCAGGAAGGGAUUCCCCAGCAGGAUCAUUUAUGCUGACUUCAAGCAGAGAUACAAAAUCCUGAAUGCCAGUGCCUUUCCCGAGGGACAGUUCAUUGACGGAAAGAAGGCUUCUGAGAAGCUUCUUGGUUCAAUUGACGUGGACCACACUCAGUACAGAUUUGGGGCUACAAAGGUCUUCUUUAAAGCGGGCUUACUCGGCACUCUGGAGGAGCUGCGAGAUGAAAAGCUGGUCUCUCUCGUGACCCAGACUCAAGCAGUGUGUCGUGGGUAUCUCAUGAGAAAACAAAUCUCUAACCUAAUUGCUCAAAAAGACUGCGUCUGGAUUCUGCAGUUUAACUUGCGCUCGUUCAUGAAUGUGAAACACUGGCCGUGGAUGAAGCUGUUAUUUAAAAUCAAGCCGCUUCUAAAGAGUGCAGGGACCGAAAAGGAGAUGGUGAACAUGACGGAGGACUUUGUCAAAAACAAAGAUGACCUUGUAAAGUCGGAGACCAAGAGGAAGGACCUGGAAGAGAAGAUGGUUUCUCUUUUGCAGGAGAAAAAUAACCUCCUUCUGCAAUUACAAUCUGACUCAGAAAAUAUUUGCGAUGCAGAGGAGAAAUGCGAAGGCUUGAUCAAAAGCAAAAUCCAGCUGGAGGCCAAACUCAAAGAGGUGACCGAGAGACUGGAGGACGAGGAGGAGAUGAACGCUGAGCUGACCGCCAAGAAGCGGAAGCUCGAAGACGAAUGCUCUGAACUCAAGAAGGAUAUUGAAGACCUGGAGACGACUCUGGCUAAAGUGGAGAAGGAGAAACAUGCCACAGAGAACAAGGUUAAAAACCUGGUGGAGGAGCUGGCUGGUCAGGAGGAAAACAUUGGCAAACUGACCAAAGAGAAGAGAGCACUUCAGGAGGCUCAUCAACAAGCACUGGAUGAUCUUCAGGCAGAGGAAGACAAAGUCAACUCUCUGACCAAAGCUAAAGCCAAGCUGGAGCAGCAAGUGGAUGAUCUGGAGGGUUCACUGGAGCAAGAAAAAAAGGUCUGCAUGGACCUGGAGAGUGGCAAGAGGAAGCUCGAGGGGGAUCUGAAAAUUACUCAAGAAUCCCUGAUGGACCUGGAAAAUGACAAACAACAAUCUGAGGAGAAGAUUAAGAAAAAAGAGUUUGAAAACAACCAGCUGCUCAGCAAAAUUGCAGACGAGCAAACGAUUAAUAACCAGCUUCAGAAGAAGAUGAAGGAGCUCCAUACUCAUAUUGAAGAGCUGGAAGAAGAAGUCGAGGCCGAGCGAGCUGUCCGGGCGAAGAUCGAGAAGCAGAGGUCCGAUCUCUCGAGGGAGCUGGAGGAGAUCAGCGAGAGGCUGGAGGAGGCCGGGGGGGCCACCACCCUGCAGAUCGAGAUGAGCAAGAAGCGGGAGGCAGAGUUCAUCAAGCUGCGGCGGGACCUGGAGGAGGCCACGCUGCACCACGAGGCCACCACCGCCACGCUGCGCAAGAAGCAGGCGGACAGCAUGGCCGAGCACGGAGAGCAGAACAACAACCUCCAGAGGAUCAAACAGAAGCUGGAGAAGGAGAAGAGUGAGAUGAAGAUGGAGAUCGACGAUUUGUCCGUUAAUUUGGAAACUGUUGCGAAAACUAAGGUGAACCUGGAGAAGACCUGUCGCUCACUUGAAGAUCAACUUAUGGAGCUAAAGACAAAGAAUGACGAGAACUUGCGGCAGAUGUCCGAUCUAAACAAUCAGAGGGCUCGUUUCCAAACUGAGAAUGCUGAAUAUUCCCGACAGAUGGAAGAAAGCGAGAGUCUCAUCUCGCAGCUGACUAGAGGAAAGCAGGGAUUCACCACGAUGAUCGACGAGUUAAAGAGACAGGUGGAGGAGGAAACAAAGGCUAAAAACGCUCUGGCUCACAGCGUGCAGUCGGCCCGGCACGACUGCGACCUCCUGAAGGAGCAGUUUGAGGAGGAGCAGGAGGCCAGAGCCGAGCUGCAGCGCUGCCUGUCCAAAGCCAACAGCGAGGUGGCGCUGUGGAGGAACAAAUACGAGACGGACGCCAUCCAACGCACCGAGGAGCUGGAGGAGGCCAAGAAAAAGCUUGUUCAGCGUCUCCAAGAGGCCGAAGAGCAAAUCGAGGCGGUGAAUUCAAAGUGGGCCUCUCUGGAGAAAACCAAGCAGAGACUCCAGAACGAGAUGGAGGACCUCAUGGUGGAAGUAGAGCGGUCCAACAGCGUGGCAGCCACCCGCGACAAGAAGCAGAGGAACUUUGACAAGAUCGUGGCCGAGUGGAAGCAGAAGUACGAGGAGUCCCAGGCGGAGCUGGAGAGCGCUCAGAAGGAGUCUCGAUCUCUGAGCAACGAACUCUUCAAACUGAAGAACUCCUACGAAGAAGCGCUGGAUCAUCUGGAGACCAUGAAGAGGGAGAAUAAAAACCUGCAACAGGAGAUCUCUGACUUCACGGAGCAAAUAGGGCAGAGCGGGAAGACGGUCCACGAGUUGGAGAAGUUCAAGAAGCAGGUGGAGACGGAAAAAUAUGACAUGAAGACUUCUCUGGAUGCAGCUGAGGCCUCCCUGGAGCAAGACGAGUCAAAGAUCCUGCGUGCGCAGAUGGAGCUGAACCAGGUGAAGGCUGAGGUGGACAGGACGGUGGCGGAGAAAGACGAGGACAUGGACCAGCUGAGGAGGAAUAGCCAGAGACUGAUGGAGUCCAUGCAGACCACUCUGGACGCUGAGGUGCGGAGCAGGAACGACGCGCUGAGGGUGAAGAAGAAGAUGGAUGGGGACCUGAACGAGAUGGAAUUCCAGCUGAGUCAUUCUAACAGGCAGGCUGCCGAGUCACAGAAACAGCUGAGGAACGUCCAGGGGCAACUCAAGGACGCCCAGAUCCACCUGGAUGAUUCCAUCAGAGGGCAGGACGACAUGAAGGAGCAGGUGGGCAUGAUGGAGCGCAGGACGGCUCUGAUGCAGGCCGAGGUGGAGGAGCUCCGAGCGCUCGUGGAUCAAAUGGAGCGGAGCCGCAAAAUAUCUGAGCAGGAGCUGGUGGACGCCAGCGAGCGAGCAGGACUGCUACACACUCAGAACACGAGUCUUCUUAACACCAAGAAGAAGCUGGAGGCGGAUAUAACGCAGUUGCACGGAGAGAUAGAGGAAGCCGUUCAGGAGGCGAGGAACGCAGAGGAGAAGGCCAAGAAAGCCAUCACUGAUGCGGCCAUGAUGGCGGAGGAGCUGAGGAAGGAGCAGGACACCAGCGCUCCCCUGGAGAGGAUGAAGAAGAACCUGGAGGUGACGGUGAAGGAUCUGCAGCACCGCUUAGACGAGGCGGAGAACCUGGCCAUGAAGGGCGGGAAGAAACAGCUCCAGAAACUGGAAGCAAGGGUCCGUGAGCUGGAGAGCGAGCUGGAAGCUGAGCAGAAACGUUUGACGGAGGCCGUGCAGGGAGUCCGUAAAUAUGAGAGGAAAGUCAAAGAGAUGAGCUAUCAGUGUGAGGAAGACAAGAAAAACAACACUCGACUGCAGGACUUGGUGGACACGCUGCAGAACAAGAUGAAGGCCUACAAACGGAACGCAGAAGAAGCUGAGGAGCAGAGUAACAAUCACCUGGCCAGAUACAGGAAGGUUCAGCACGACCUGGAGGCGGCCGAGGAGAGAGCGGAUGUGGCCGAGUCUCUGUCCAAUAUGAUGCGAGCAAAGAGCCGGGAGAUCGGGAACAAGGCACAAGAAGGACAGGGCGAGAAGCUGAAUGUUGGACUUUAACUCUCCAGCAGAUAACUAAUGUGCAUGACAGAAAUAAAUGAGAUAUAAUAAUAUGAAUUUGUAAAGUUUAAUACCAUAAUAUGUCAACUCUUAACUAAAUAUUGCUAAAAUAAAUUAACAAUCACCUGCCAAUUGAGUAAAAACUGUCAUUAAUAUUAAAUUACCUCCUCAACAUCAAAUCCAGUAUUGAUAUACUGUAGAGUAAAACAUGAACUGUUGCUACAAUGUGUCUUAAAACAUUUCAUAAAAUUACAAUAUAUCUCCUGUGUUGAAAAAUCAACAUUUGUUGUUGAUUUGAGAAUAAAUAAAAGAAAGACAACUAAUAUGACUAAUUUAUUAAUGAUAUAUUAUAAUUUAGCUCGAGGCUCACUCCAUCAGUUUGCAAUAACCUGAUUAUUUUGGAAAACUAAAUAUGAAAUCACCAUACAAAUAUAAACUGACAACAUACGGUGAGUUUUAAAACUUUACCUCAUUCUUACGUUACU